UGCCUGUUUGUGUUGCUGAAGAGGAAUUAGCAAGAAUCUGGUCAAGGUCACUGAUGCUAACAGCUUUCUGAAAAACGGCAACGAAAAAUAAAAAGAUGGACCAGUUUCCUCGCUUUUGCAGCCUGUCUAUGCAAUUCUGAACAGCAGCAGAAAUUUUGGAGCUAUAAUCCUCUGAUAAUCAUGGAGCCGUAUUUUGCUGGUUUUAAGCACGUGCAGCAGGACUAUGAAGUUACUCUUGAACUUGCCAAUGAGGAGACUCAAAAAACUGUCAGUGCACCGAAUGCUAAGGCGGGAUCUUAUGGUGUGAGUAUUAGAGUCCAAGGAAUUGGUGGACAUCCUUACAUAGUACUAAACAAUACAGAAGGAUAUUUAUCAGAAAAUCCUCCUCCAUCUGGAAAAGAACAGCAGGUCACUCCUCAGAUUAUAAGUAGGCCAACUACAGACUCUAAUACUGCUUUUAAGUUGGAGGACAAAAACAGUGAAAACACAAAGUUUCCUGGAACACAGCACGUGCAACCCUGUAUGUUUAAAAGCCUAAAGAUAACCAAUAUAGAUGAAAAAGAAAAUGGAGUAUCAGAUUCUAAAGAUGGGACACUGAAAUCCUCCAAUUUAUUGAACUUUCAAAGACAUCCUGAGCUUUUACAGCCUUACGAUCCUGAAAAGAAUAACUUGAACUUGGAUACUUAUCGCUCUUAUGUGUGCAGUAAAUCUAAAUCUUUUUCAGAUGAAAGUACAACUGAAACAAAACCUUGGAUUUCCUCAUCCAAAGUAGUGUCCCUACAGAAAACAGAUCUGUAUCUUGCAGAGUCAACCAAAGCAAGUGCCAAAAAAAUACAUUUGAACAGGUCAGUGGAAGACCAAAAUAAGCAGACGUUGGAUUAUCCCAGUAGUGUGAUAAGUCCUAAUGAAGUGCAUGUUUCAGAUUCAUUUUCAUCCACAGGAGGAUCCCCAUGUGUUAGCCCUAUUGCUCAUCCAGAAACAAAGAAACCUAGACCAGAUGUUCUUCCUUUCCGCAGGCAAGAUUCAGCUGGGCCAAUGUUGGAUGACUCACGAAGGUCAUCAUCCUCGUCAGCUACUCCCACUUCUGCAAAUUCCUUAUACAAAUUUUUACUUGAUGACCAAGAAUAUGCCAUCUAUGCAGACAAUGUUAAUAGGCAUGAAAACAGAAGGUAUAUUCCAUUUUUGCCUGGAACUGGCCGUGAUAUUGACACUGGUUCACUCCCAGGAGUAGAUCAGCUAAUUGAAAAGUUUGAUAAGAAAGUUGGUCCUCAGAGAAGAGGUAGGAUGGGAAAAAGGAAUAAAAUUCAUCCAGAUGAUCGUAAAAGGUCAAGAAGUGUUGAUAGUGCCUUGUCAUUAGGCCUUGAGGUAAAUUCAGAUUAUUUAGAUGAAUUCAAUAAAUGCUUGGGUAAGUCAACUGAGCACUUAGUAAGACCAUCUGAAAUUUGCCUUCAUAAGCAGUUACCUAGAGAUCAGAAGCUGCCUUCCACAGAUAUGAAAGGUUCGUCUCGAAGUACUGGAAAACUGCAAAUGCCUGAUAAAGACAUUCAGAACAGCCAUUUCAAUUCUUUGCAGUAUCAUAAACAAAAUAGAACGAAUACUGAGAGCUUCAUGUUUAGGUCAUCCACACUCCCAGGACAGAGUAAGAGUGAGGAAGCUAAAACAGUAACUUCUACUCUGCUGUUGCCAAACCGAUUUGCAGUUCCACCAGAUACGGGAGCCAAGAAGAUUUCUGUAAAAACAUUUUCAUCUGUCCCCAGUAUACAGGCAACUCCUGAUCUCUUAAAGGGCCAGCAAGAUCUUGCACAGCAAACGAAUGAAGAGACAGCUAAGCAGAUCCUUUACAAUUACCUUAAAGAAGGAAGUGCUGAUAAUGAUGAUGCCACAAAGAGGAAAGUCAACUUGGUUUUUGAGAAAAUUCAGACUUUAAAGUCAAGAGCUGCUGGAAAUGCACAGGUUUCUGAGUCUUCAGCUGAAGUGAAAGCUUUGUCGGAACAAAAAAAAGAACUUGAAGGGAAAGUGGAAGAGUUACAGAAAAAACUGGAUCUAGAAAUUAGGAAUCAGCAAAAUACCAAAGAAGAGAGAGAUGCUACACGAGCAAACCUGAAAGAACUUCAGUUGCAACUUGAUGAAAGUAUACGUGAAAAAGAUGCCUUAAAAAAGCGGCUGGAGGAAAGUGAGAAGGAACUUAGACAAAACCUAGAAGAGCUUUUUCAAGUGAAGAUGGAGCAGGAACAACACCAGACUGAGAUCAGAGAUCUUCAAGACCAGCUGUCUGAGAUGCAUGAUGAACUGGAUAAUGCAAAACAUACUGAAGAAGGGGAGAAGGAGAUUCUGAUUGAGAAGCUGAUGCAAAUGAAGCAGGAUCUGCAAGAAGUAUUAGUGGCAAAAGAUCAACAAGAAGAGAUACUGAGAAAGAGAGAGCGAGAGCUUACAGCUUUAAAAGGAGCACUAAAGGAAGAAGUGUCUAGCCAUGACAUGGAGAUGGAUAAAAUCAAAGAGCAGCAUGAUAAAGAAUUGCUGAAUCUACAGGAGAGCCUGGAGAAAGUAACAGAGAGUGCUGCUAUCCUUGAGAGUGAAAGAAAUGCUGCAGAAGAAAUGCGAAAUAGUAUAGAAAAUCAAGUCAAAGAGCUGACUGAGGAAAAUGAACAGUUGAAGAGAGCAGUUGAUGAGCUAGAGAGAAAAAAUAAAGAGUUGUACAACCAAAUCAAUAAUAUGAAAGGAGAAGAAGAUGCAGCAAGGGAAAAAAUAAAGAAAUAUGAGGAAGAGAAGCAACAAUUAGAAGAAGCUUUGAAACGUGCUGGAAACGAGGAAAAAGAGUUGAUGGUGUUAAAAAAGUCUUUGGAAAGCCAACUAGAAGAUAUGCAGGAGAACAUCAGUUGUAUUUCACAGGAACGACAACAGUUAACUGAGCAGUUAGUAGAUGAAACUUAUGAGAAGGAACAGCUGAAAAAGAUAAAGAAUGAAAUGGAAACUGAACGAUGGCAACUAAAGAAGACCAUUGAAAAGUUACAAGAGGAGAUGGCUGAAAUGGUAGAGAACUCAAGAACAUCAGCUCUGGAGUUUCAGAACCAGCUUGAUGACUACAAGGAGAAAAAUCGUAGGGAGCUUGCAGAACUGCAGAGACAAUUAAAAGAAAAAAACCUUGAGGUAGAAAAAUCACGCCUGACAACCAUGAAAAUGCAGGAUGAGAUGCGUCUUAUGGAAGAAAACUUGAGGGACCACCAGAGAGCUCAGGAUGAGGCAAUUACAAAAACUCAGCUGCUAGAACAGACUGUUAGAGGCUUGGAAUAUGAACUGGAGGCCAAAAACCACUUGAAAGAUGAUCGGGCAAGACAAAUCAAAUUGAUGGAGGACAAGUUAUCUCACCUGGUACUUGAGCUUGAUGAAGAAAAGACUAAUUCGGAUUUGUUGUCUGAGAGGAUCAGUAGAUGCAGAGAACAGAUUGAACAAAUGAGAACUGAGCUACUUCAGGAAAGAGCUACAAAGCAAGACUUGGAGUGUGACAAAAUUUCAUUGGAAAGACAGAACAAGGACCUGAAGAGUCGAAUCCUUCACCUGGAAGGUUCUUACCGAUCCAGUAAGGAGGGACUUGUUGCACAAAUGGAAGCAAGGAUCACCGAGCUAGAAGAACGACUCGAAAAUGAAGAGAGGGAUAGAGCUAAUUUCCAACUAAGUAACCGCAGACUUGAGAGAAAAGUGAAGGAGUUAAUGUUGCAAGUAGAUGAUGAACAUCUCUCAUUGACUGAUCAAAAGGACCAGUUGAGUUUGCGUUUGAAAGCAAUGAAGCGUCAAGUUGAAGAAGCUGAAGAAGAAAUAGACAGACUGGAAAGUGCCAAAAAGAAACUCCAGAGAGAACUGGAAGAGCAGCUGGACAUGAAUGAACAAUUGCAAGGACAGCUUAACGCUGUGAAAAAGGAAUUAAGACGGAAGAAGUCACCAAGUAAAGUGUUGACUGAUUUUGAUGAUGAUGAUGAUGAUGACGACGACGACGAUUUCAGCACGGAUGGAGAUAGUCUUUGUGAAGCACCUUCAGGAAAUACCUUGUCAAAAGAUGAUGACACAAAAAUCUAACUAAGUAUUGAAUCUGUGAUUCUUUGAAAGUACUGGAAGACUAACCUAAAUUACCAAGACUGGAUAUUCUAGACGUCAAAUGACAUAAAGGGAUUUAAGAGCUGAGAAUAUAACAUUUCCAUCCAUACUGUGCCAUUUCCUUAUUUAGAUCUUCUUUGUUUAUUAUAGAAAACAGGAUUGCAUAAUGAAACAUGGAGUGAGAGAGAUAUAUAUAAAAAUAAAUAUGUAUAUUCCUGCUACUGAAAACAUAGGGAUACUGUUUCACAUUGGUAAUAUGAUUUUGCUAAAAUUCUGUUUAAGUAAAGAGCCAUUUGAAAGUAAUUCAAAACCAGUUUGUAGUUAUUAAAAGGUUUUCUCUAAAAUUAAGGAAGCCACAAAGGAUUUUUUAAUAAUUGUAAGUAGGGGGAAAUGAUGUAUAGAAUGUAAAUAUUUUUAAACUAAUCAUCUUAUUGACUACUUUAGAAGAAGUUUGUAAAAUUUCAAAUGUUAUAUAAAUCAGUUCCAUAUGUAAAGUACAUAAAUUUAUACUGAAUGUUAUAUUUGAGUUCUAACUAAGGAAAAAAACAAAACUAAUACAUUAUGAGUAUUAGGGAGCAGAUUCACAGUUCCUGAGCCAGGAAGUAUGUUCCAAUUUUAAAAUCAGUGCAAGUUUUAUUGUAUGUAUUCUAUAUAUUAGGGAUCAAAUACUAGCGUGCAGAAUUAGAUCUCCAGGUUCAGAUACUGUCUGUUGACGUUAAAGGGACAAUUAUGUGUGCAUGAUGAGUGAGGCUUGCCUAUAACUUUAUUGUAACCUUUUGUUUCUGAAGCUCUCUCUUCUCAGUAGGGUAACGUGAGAAUGAGGUGAGUUAUUACUUGGCAUCUUUCAUUUCCCAAAGUGGGCUCUGUACUGCCAGGUGCAGAACGCUGUAGGCCUGCUCAGUUGAGAGCACCAGGACAGGCUUAUCUUAAAGCCUCUAAGGAGUCCCAGCCAUUCCAGUAAAAUUACAUGUGUCAUUCAAAUUAAGUACAUGCCUAACUCUUUUGAUUAAUUGAUCCUGGAAUGUUAUCCACUUGGCAAGAAAUUGCACCAAUUUCAGGGAAUACAAAGCCAGUAAUCUGAUUUUUUUUUUUUUUUUUCCUAACUUGUUCUUCAGCAUCUGUUUGUGAGAUCUUGCAGUGUAUGGUCAUGUAUGCAGACAUAUAUUAGUGUUUCAGUUUAUAGCCGUUAUCUGCAUUUUGGGAGAUCCAUCCUGUGAACAAAUAUUGAGGGAAAAUAAAAAAAGAGCAUUUGCAGGUUUUGUUUUAAAUGCGCUUCCAUUUUAUUGCAAAGAAUUUUUUUGUGCCAUUUAUAUUACACAGACAGUUUUGCAAGUCUAGAAUCUUAAGGAAAGUGCACUACUACAUAAUUUUGGUAGUAAGUCAUAGCUAAGUCCUAUCUGAUUAUUAGUAUUUGUUCCGAGUUACACUUAAGUGAGUACUUCUCUGCUGAAUGAACCAAAUAAUAGUUUAAAAAUUAAAAAUACUUCAACAUGGAGUUGCUAGGAGCUUCCAUUAUUCCCACAAAAGCAUCUACUCAAGGAUAAAUUUAGCAGCUCUGAAAGUGAGGCUGAGAUACUUGGGUAAGACCCAAGUGCUGACAAUGGCAGUGUCCAUUCUCAUAUGAUUAUAAGUGAAACUGCUGCCUGCAGGAUCAGAAAUCUAUUUGGACAUAGUAGAUUACAGACUCUCUUGCCGUAUAAUUCCCUUCAACUUGAUUUUGAUGAUUUGAAAUAUAUGGGAAAUAGUAAGAACUGCAUAGUUGUAAUAACCUGUCUCUGAAUUUUGUACAGUUUUUCAGGUAAUUUCAGGCAUACAGCAUGUUAUUCUUUUGUGGAGCUAGCUUUACUACUUUGGCAACCUACAACCAGCUCUUACAGAAAGAUCUGCGCUAUACUGUGCUGACAAUCAUCAUAUAACCUUCUGUGAUUGAUUUUUUGCUUCAUUUACAUGUUAUUAAGGGCUUAACUUUAAACAACUGAUGCAAUUUUAGUUCUGUUUCAGCCUUCUGUCCUAAUGUUCAUAGAUGACUAUUAUUUCAAACCACUGGGAGAAAAUCACUUAAUAUAGCAGCUACCUCCAGUUAAACUAAGCUGUUAAAGAUAAAAUCCACUCGUAAUAAAAUAUCAGUCAGCUCUUUCA
Messenger RNA from Struthio camelus australis, 6228 nucleotides. Lineage: Eukaryota; Metazoa; Chordata; Aves; Struthioniformes; Struthionidae. The record is from RefSeq and is a predicted model, not a curated record.